AUGGAGAAGGUCAAAUCCCUGCCCAAAAACCAAGGGAAUCUUCUCCACUUUGAUCGGCAAACUCCAGGCUGCAUUUUUACCCCUCACACUUUGAGAAGAUUAAGAGGCAAUGACUGUGGAAUUCUGCACACAUAGCCUCAGCCAGAGACCUUGAAUGUGUACCUCUGGAAGGAGCCUCCAGUGUCUCCAUGUUACCUUUCCAAUAGUCAUCCUGGAAACCCAGAGGAAUCUUCCCACUUCUGGUUGACCCAGAGACUUUUGCCUCUGGAUCCUGAAUGGAGUACAGCUGACUUCAUGGAGCCCAUGAGGCACACAGAUGAGCAGGUACUUUCUGAGCUUCGUGAUAUUGACAUGCUGCCACAUCACCAGGCUUCUAGUCCAGGGAGAGAACGACUAUCAUGGCCCAACUUUGUCUCCCAGACCCCUAAUCACCAGGGAAAGGACUGCUCCCUGACCCUGGCAGUGCCAGUCAUGGUACCCGUAAGUACAGCUCACAGCAGCUUCACUCUGCUCAUGUCUGUGAGGAAUCAGCCCACAUGCUACCUCCAAAUUGUCAGCAACUGUUAUUACCCUCUUGGUGACUCGUGGAUGCUUUUCCAGUCUGGUCACGACCCUGGAGGCACCCAGGAGGUCGUUAAAAGCAGUGCGAAGACAUUCCCGGGCUGCUGGGAGAGGUUGUCUGCCUGUGAUUUGUGGAGCUCAACCAGCUUGGUUGUUAUUGACAUUGCUGUCUGUCUUGAAUUUAUUGUUGGGACAGAGCCCACCCCUCUGCCUAGCAUAGAUCUCUUAAGCGGUGCUCGUCUGUCUCGACGAGCCAUGGUGCUCCUGCCCCAUCUUGUAGGGCUCAGGGUAGCAGGUGGAUUAGCGACUGGGGGAGCAGGGCUAGCAAUAUCAAUAGACAAGUAUGAUAAACUCUCACAAAAGCUAAUUUCAGAUGUGGAGACGGGCAAAGACAAGCACAAGCACUUAACAGACCUGGAAAACUGCCUCACUUCGGUGAAGAUCACAGACUUCAGGAGCUUUGAGUUCUACAACCUGAAGGAUAAGACCUGGAAUGAAGUCAUGGAAACCCACGGAAAACUUCCUACUGAUCAAUUAGACUUGAGGAAGCAGCAAGAGGCCAUGUGGGAACUCUUCACCAGUGAAUGCACUUAUUUCUUGGACCAUUUAUUAGUUCUGAAGAUGGUCUUCAUGAAUACACUGAAUUAUCUGCACACUCCUGACUAUCUCCUGGAUGUAGAUUUAUGGAGACUUUUUGCAAACCUGGAAGAGUUAAGUCAGACAAGCUUUGGCUUUGUGAAUAGUCUUUUUGGCAUCAUAAAGAACUAUUUCAAUGAGACUGAGGCCCCACCAUGGAUGGAUUUCACUUCCGUGCUCACAAAGUAUCUCCAAGGAAGCCUUUGUCACAGCCAUCAGGCCUAUUGUCUGAACUACUCAGCUGCCCGCUUUUACCUGGAGAACCUUAAGCAGAGAGAGGACUUUGGAAUUUAUUUAAAAUGGUGUGAGCAAAAUGAGCAAUGCAGGCAGCUUCAUCUUACAGAGCUCCUGGUAUCCCCUCUCCACCGACUUGGUAUCCCUUGCUGCUGAAAAAUAUCUGAAAAAAAGAGCACAGACUCUACUGAGAAAAUCGUGGUCUUCUCCAUCAAGGAGAAGGUGGAAAAGUCAAUUCGAGAGCUCGAAGGAAAAGUGAAAUGGCUUGACAAUUUCCAAAAAUGUAGGCACCUUCAGGAGAUUAUAGUGUGGCCUCCUCUCUGGGAGAGGGAUAAAAGGUUUUUUAUUUCAGAGUACCUGAAGCAUGUUUUUAAAGAAUACAUGGCUGAAAACAUCUUGUCACCAACCAAUAAACACCUUCUCUAUGAAGGAAAAUUAGCGUUGAAAAUUGGAGGUGUAUAUACUAGUUCCAUGUGUCCUUCACUUACUCCUGAGCUACUAACAGUUAUUAAAGAAGGUGGUGCAUGUACAGUAUUAAUCCAGCCCAUUCCAUUAGAUAAACUGAUAGUUCAAAGUAUUGAUCCUCUCCAGGUGUCAGUCUUUGGGCUGAGAAACGCUUUUCUUCUACAACAUGAAAAUAGAUAUCAGCAGUGCAUAGCAGCAUUCUUAUUACAAGCGCAAAAGGAAAACAUCAAAAAAAUGUGGAUGACACAAAUAAAGGCAGCAAUCUCUUGUUUCCCCAAGAAUAAGGAAGUGAAGAAAAUACCCGUUUUCACACAGCCUGCAGAAUCCUCUGAAAUUUAG
Molecule: messenger RNA, 2235 nt
Organism: Suncus etruscus (white-toothed pygmy shrew)
Lineage: Eukaryota; Metazoa; Chordata; Mammalia; Eulipotyphla; Soricidae
Gene: PLEKHG7
Product: pleckstrin homology and RhoGEF domain containing G7
Biological process (GO): Rho protein signal transduction
Molecular function (GO): guanyl-nucleotide exchange factor activity
Source: RefSeq, a predicted model, not a curated record